AUGGUGUCUUGUGGUUAUAACUCACAUUUUAAUCAACAGGAGCAAAGUCAUGAAGAUGAACUCAUCGAAGGGCAUGAAACUAUUAAAGCCUUGAGCAAGAAAUCUAGCAUUACUCAGAAUAAGAGAAUUCAUCCUAGAGAGAAACCUCAUCAAUGCCUUGACUCUGGAAAAGCCCUCAGAGAUUGUUCACUUCUUAAGCCACAUGAGAGAAUACUUCCUGGGAGAAAAUCUCGUGCAUGUAAAAAAGAUGAAAAUGUCUUAAUCAGGAGCUCUCACUUAGCUGUACACAAGAGACAACAUACAAAAGACAAAUCCUAUGAAUGCAGUGACUGUGGGAAAGUUUUAAGUUCAAUCUUAUACCUUAAGAAGCAUGAAAAAACUCACAUUAGAGAGAAAUCUUUUGAAUGUAGUCAGUGUGGCAAAUUAUUACAAAGCCGUUCAUCCGUUAAGUUGCACAUGAGAACCCACACUGGAGAAAAACCUUUUAAGUGUAAUCAGUGCGGGAAAGCAUACAGCUCAAGUUCUUACCUUACACGACACAAAAGAAUUCAUACUGGGGAGAAGCCCUAUGAAUGCGAUGACUGUGGAAAAACCUUCAGAGAUAGCUCACUUCUCACACAACAUAAAGGAAUUCAUUUAAGAGAAAAACCCUACAAAUGUAAUCAAUGCAGCCAAUCAUUCACUAGGAGAUCUAGGCUUACCAUGCACAAGAUAAUACAUACUGGAGAGAAACCCUAUGCAUGUAAUGACUGUGGGAAAACUUUUAGUAUUUUUGCAUACCUUACGAGACAUAAGGGAAUUCACACUAGAGAGAAAUCCAUUGAAUGUAGCCACUGUGGAAAAGUACUAAGUAGUCAGUCAUCCCUUAAGACACACCUGCGGAUACAUACUGGAGAGAAACCCUACAAGUGUGACCAAUGUGGGAAAACUUUUCGAAUGAGCUCUAAUCUUAUUGUGCACAAGAAAACUCAUACUGGAGAGAAACCCUAUAAGUGCAGUGACUGUGGGAAAUCCUUUAGGGAUCGCUCAUGCCUUAAAGAACAUGCCUCCGAUACUGCAAAUAGGCUCAGUGGUGUUUUGACCACCUUACUCAAUAGCUCUAUUCAGGAAACAGCACACCCAACCGAGUCUCCAGAAAUGAUCCUUCUUAGGAGUCCAGUUGCCUUACUUGGUCUACCUGCCCUUCCUGGGGACAGAUUCCCCAUCCUUGCACCUCAAUAUCCAGAGGAAAGGCGAACUACUCGUUGA
Messenger RNA from Pteropus alecto (black flying fox), 1248 nucleotides. Its product is annotated as zinc finger protein OZF-like. NCBI's taxonomy places the organism in Eukaryota, Metazoa, Chordata, Mammalia, Chiroptera, Pteropodidae. The transcript is spliced from 2 exons. The record is from RefSeq and is a predicted model, not a curated record. The coding region runs from base 1 to 1248 and encodes 415 amino acids. Gene Ontology annotation, biological process: regulation of transcription by RNA polymerase II. Gene Ontology annotation, molecular function: DNA-binding transcription factor activity, RNA polymerase II-specific; RNA polymerase II cis-regulatory region sequence-specific DNA binding.